CAUUGACAUAGAAAAUAAGGACAUCCAGGGAAUGUUUAUUUUGAUUUGUUUUGUUAUCUAAUAAUUGGAUAUUUAAUGAAUAAUAUUACUUCUGUUGUAACAUUUAAAUGAUUACUCAAUGAAUUGAUCCAAAAUAAUUAGGUGCUGGCAGAUUAGUGUUUGAAGCUUCGUCCUCCAAAAUGUCUGGGACACCAUUCAUUUUAUGCCUUCCUGACGUUGCAUUGGAGAGUAUUUUUUCUUUUAUGAGUUACGAUGAGAUUGCCAGAAACAGAAUUGUAAGUAAAACCAAACCAUUUCAUUUCCAAAUUUUAUCCCUAACCUUAGGGUUGUUAUGACGUUUCCUUAUCCCGUUAUCUGUCAUUAGUGUCAAUUAUAAUUUAGCGGGAAUUAGUUUACUUGAUAAAAGUGUUCGUGGUAACAACAAAUGAUGGAAAACUCGGAAAAUUCUGAUCCCUUGGAAUCCUUAUUAGCCGCUUUCGAUAACGAUGCAAUCCCUAAAACGAAUAAACUAAAAGAAACCAAUUUAUUUGAACACGAAACUAAUCAGCCAAAGCCUACUGCAACAUCUACGAAAAACAGUCUCAUUCACUCGGGAGACACGGACUCAUCAGACGACGAAGACAGCAGGAAUUGGGAAGACUCUAAAUACUCCCAACACGGUAGAGACAUUAAAAAAUUACUGGAACAAAAUAAUACCAGCAAUACAAAUAAUGUAGAAACUAAGAGAGUAUCUAACUGGAAAAAACCAAUAUCUACUAAUCCCAUACCGAAAGUAAUUAAACCACCAGAAACUCAAGUGAAACACGACGUAUUUACCGACCCAAUAUUCGGCUUGCGCAUUAUUAAACCCCUCAUAUCAUCAGCCACAUUGAAAGAGAGAAUGAUCGGCCGAGAUUCCGUUAAUUUCUACGGCUUAAGCAAAUACAUACAAACCAAAUCUAGGGACAAAGAUUGGGUUAUCGCAGGCGUAAUUGUUAAUAAAACUGUACCUAAAGUAUCCCAGAAAGGCAACAAAUUCAGCAUGUGGACCUUAAGUGAUCUCAAGGACGAUAUCAAAACCAUAUGCAUGUAUUUGUUUAGCGGAGCAAACGAACAGUUAUGGAAGACUUCCGUAGGCACCGUAGUGGGUAUACUUAAUCCCGAUGUGUUGGAGAAUAAAAGCAAAUACGAUGUUGCAUCUUUGAGCGUGAACAACGCGCAAAAAGUGAUGAUCUUCGGCCAGUCCAAGGACUUCGGGACGUGCAAAAGCACGAAGAAAAACGGCGAAAAAUGCACGGCGAUCGUUAACAAAAGUAAAUGCGAAUAUUGCAUCUAUCACAUCAAACAAGAAUACCAAAAAUGCUCCAUACGAUCGGACAUACAAUCGUCCUUCGGCGGCCGAGGCCUGACCGCUCUACGCAACAAAGUUUUAGGCAAAAACGAGGUUUUCUACGCGGGGAAAUCCUACACCGCCGUCCCGGCUAAAAAGAGCAAGAAACUAGAAGCCAAGGAUAACAUGCGAUUGACCAGUUUGCUCGAAAGAAACCCCGUUUUGGAAACUAAAAUAAAAACCGCGAAGAAAAAGGCCGCGCCUCGAUUAGAAGUCUCCGCAGCCCAACGACUGAGAGACAUACAAUUACUAGAAAAACUAAGAGAGCCCUCAGACUUGCCCGCUAAAACCAAAUUCGAUGGAGUACAAUCCGCAGAAGUCACCGUCGAAGACGCCAAAAACCUCGCCACAUCCGUCCUAAACAAACUAAAAGCCAAACAACAAUCCAACAAUCCCUCUAACACUCAAACCGAACCAACAAAAUUAACUCAUUUAACCGACCACGUCCCGAAACUCUCCGGCUUCGACACAGGCGUAGUGGAUUUGAGCAAACCGAUCGCACGGAGAACCGACAGAGCCAAAGAAAAGGCCAUUCGACUCGUCCAAAAAUCGGGCCCCAUCAAGAAAGUAGACCCCAACAGCACCCGAGGCAGCGGCGUGAAGCGACCCAUAGCCGAACCUGAACUUCAUCCGGAACCCAAAAAACCCAAAACCGACUCGACCAGCUUCCAAUCCGAGCGCUUCAAGAAGAUAAUGGCCGCCGCCUCCAACCACCAGGACCUCGUCGAAUCCCGCGACGAGGAGGAGAAGGAGAAGUACUUCAAGAAGCUGGAGAUGAAGGAGAACAUGGAGGAGAAGAUGAUCAACACGCACAAAGUGGCCUGCAAGGCGGUGAAAUGUUUGCAGUGCAAAUACGUCAGUUUCUCCGCAUCGGACCGGUGCAAAACCGAACGGCAUAAUCUCAAAGUUUUCGAUGCCGUGAAGAGAUUCUACAAAUGCGGACAUUGCCAAAACAGGACCGUUUGCUUGGAAAUCGUACCGUUGAAAGCUUGCAGCAAUUGCGGCACCGCCGAGUGGAUAAAAACCGGAAUGAUGAAGGAAAAAUUGAUAACCUCCUCUCACAAUCUAUCGAUUCGCGGAGGCGAACAGAAAAACGUCAACUCCGAUAUUAUAGGCGCCAAUUUGGACUUGUUAGUGUGCAAGAGAUUCAACGAGGUGGGCAAAACGAUGCUAUCGAGGGGUUUCGUGCAGCUGGAGAAACGCCACGCGAAGCUCUACAAGCAAGUGAAGCUGUUCCUGCCGCGCAGGGAAUCCGAGAGGAAGUCCCAUCACCUGGCCAGGCACUUCGACAUCCUGCAGGCGGUCGAGACGCGGAUCAGCAUGCUGAACAUGACCUACGUGAAGUUCAUGGAGAGCAACCUGCUGUGCUUCAUACCGGGAAAGGUGCUCGAUGAGAUAAAGAACGUGUUGAAUCUGGUGCAGAGCGCCGAUUCGCCGCCGAGGACGCACCAGGUGCUCCAGGAACUGAGAGAUCUGAGCAGCAUGGCUAUGGAGCAUUUCGACGAGCAAAUACUACCGAAGGUUAAAGAACGAGUCGACAAACGAUCGGCGUUUUCGUACGGUUCGGUGGCUUCGGGGACGAAUUCUUCGAGACUGGUAAUAUCCCACCAAUCGCUUUCCAACGAAAUACACAAAGUGAAGAAGCAGAGCAAAACCCAGAAACAUCACAUUUCGUUUCUAACGCAAACCACCCAAAAGUUAUUCCAAAAGCACCGCAAGCAAAACAUGCGCGUGAAGGCCCAGGCGGCGAAGAUCCGCGAGCAGGACAAAAAGAUCCGCGAACAGGACAGAAAAAUCCAAGAGCAGAGCGCCAAGAUCCAGGACCAGGAAGCCACAUUGGCCGACAUCAAGCGGCAUUUGGACGAAUGGGACCAGAAGUACAAGGAGCGCUCCUCCGCCGAGCACUUCGCCGACUUCAAGAAGCACAUCGAGGAGUGGGACGAGAAGUACAAGGACUUCACCGCCGAAUUCGAGCGGGCCAGGGACGAGCUGCUGGCUUCGGUGAGCUACAAGCCGACGGCGAGGCCCCGCCAGGUCGUCGAGGCCGAGCCGGAGCGCAAGCGAAAGUCGAACGUGGCGGUGGAGGUGCCGGUGAAGAGGAGCAAAGCGGUGGAGGCGGUCGGGGACGGGGAGAAUGCGGCGGACGUGCGGAAGGGCGGGGGCGGAUCGGAUCACGGGGAGGCCGGGACAGUCGAGAAGGAGUUGAAAUCGUUGAUUGAGACUGUUUUGAAUCAGCCUGUAGGGUGCGCGAAGAAUCGGAAGCGGAAGAUGGCGGAAGAUAUCGAUUUGAAGUGAUGUUUAUUUUAUUAGAUUUCUUUUUUUUGUUGGUUUGAAUGUUAAUUUAUUUUAUUUUUUGUUGUACUGGCAUCUCAGAUUUAUUUAUUACAACUACAAAUUAUUUUAUCGUAUGUGUAAUGCCUAUCUAAAUAUGUAUCGGAUAUAAGUUACUUUUUUUUCCUCUCACUGUAAGUACUUUUAGCAAUAUACAUAGUGGUAAAAUUAAUAGAUAUAACGCAAUGUAUGCCUGAUUGUACACUCACUGGAGCAGUGUAUUAUUUUCUAUUUCUAUUUUGUACAUUAUAUUAAUCUAACUCGAAAUUUAUGUAUUAAAUUACACAAUAAAAACGUUGACAAUUUGGAAUUUCCGUAUUUUAAAGAAACGCCGAGUACAUUAAAAUAAUAUUUUUAUUUUCUAAAAUUGCUGAACAACCUAGAUUUAAAUGUUAAAUAACUAUUAUACAAAUGUACUGUGAGAAAAUUGCAUCCAUACAAAGAAACUUCGAAAAUAUGUAAAUUAAAACAUCCUAAACACGGGAACCUCAAAAAAAAUCACCAAUUGUAUUAUAAUAAGUAAAGAAUUAUUUCAUUUAAAUUUCUUAGAACGUUACAUUUUCUCAUCGUUACUACUUACACUAAUUUAAAAACUUUUUUUAUGAAGAAUGCAAACACGUUCGUUCAUUAUUACACAUUCGACGAACUAUUUACAUCGAAUCGAAACAAUAUUGAACAAACCGAUUAACACAUUCCCAGCUUAACUAUCGUACACGCGAAAUCGUCUCUCACAUAUCGACAUUUCGCGCGAAAACUUUUUCAAAAACCCGGCCCGAAUUCCACAGAACAUCACACCGUUCUGCGGAACGUCUGCAAGUUGCGAGGAAGCACGAUCUCGGGAUUUGUUACUUUAUGUACAGGCUGCAUGAUCAGCUCGUAAAUUCAACAGAGAAUUCAUCUCUUCAACAAGUUUUACUCUAUAAAAGAACACAAAGAAAUUGACAGCUCGAACGUCGCGUUAACUAGUUUAAUUGCAAAUUUACUUCUCUUAGAAUGUAUUAAGACAACAAGUGACGAUUAGUUAAGUUGUUAAAGGAAUAAAUAAGUGAGGUACGUAUGGGAAAUAAUUAUUUUUUGUUUUAAACGAAUGAAAUGUUAAGUAAUAAGCUAGGAUCGUUUUGAAAACCUUGGCAGUUGAUUUUAGUUUUUUUUAGCUCUUGUCGCAACGUAUCCUUUUACUAAUCCCUUCUGAUGAAAGUUCUCCCGCUACAAAAAAAAAAUAUAUAAUUAAUUCGUUGGAGAUAAUCGGUAGUAAAGGAGUACCUCAUAGUCUUUUUAUCGGUGCUCUUGUUUUCGGGUCGAGCCCUAUUUAAAACCUUAAGGAAAUCAGAGGUCUUUGCGCGCAUCCUACUGUGAAUAUAGGCCUUAGAACACUUAAUAUGAUAGUGCAAGUAGUGUCUGAACAUGUGGAUUAAGUUGAUAGUAUUAUCUCGAGUACUUCUCGACGUGUGACGAGGAAAUAACACAAACGUUACAUAACCUAAAACAACAAAUCGUCAAAACAAUCACGAGUACAUUCGUCGAAUAUCCCUCGAACGUACCAACAUUAUUGUCCACUCGUGCAUCGGUGUUUUGUAAUUCGAGAGGGGGCUCCUUGUGGCUGAACAACACGGGCGGAGCCGUAUGGGAAGCUCUCAGGCCUUCUUUGAGUUCCUGCAUGAAUACUUUCCCGAUAACCACGUCGUCUUCGUCGCGGAAUCGAGUAGAAAAUACGACAGUCACUCUGUCGGAUUUCGCCUCGACGUACCUACAAAACAUUAAAGGCUUCUAAAUAAUCUGCACUGACAAGUCACGAUUACUUAUCGACGAAGCAUUUCAGCUAUUUAUUAAAGGUAUUUUUAUCGGUAAUUAUCGGAAUGCUUGGGAUAUACGUACAGUGUUUCAUCAUCACGGUAAUGAAUCACAGCCCUUUUGUGUUUGCCCUCGCCUCUCUCUUGGAAAUCGAAGUAUUUCUCGAACACCGAGGCGAAGCAAUUCCUCUUCAACAGACCCAGUUUCUUGACGAAAACCUGCCAAUCGGCCGGAAUGUUUUCUAAAUCUAAUAAAAUGGAAACGUUGUAGCCCGUCUCGGGCUGCACUAAAUGGGGCCCGUAUUCCCGUUUCAGUAAUUCGUCGGCGCCGUGUUCUUGCAGUUGCUUGUAGAACUUUAACGAUAU
This is a messenger RNA of Phyllotreta striolata, 5856 nucleotides long. NCBI's taxonomy places the organism in Eukaryota, Metazoa, Arthropoda, Insecta, Coleoptera, Chrysomelidae. The record is from the annotation of a GenBank genome assembly.